AUGUCUCUUAUCGACGACUUUAAUGAGUCUACAGAGGCUUCACUCGCACCAGUCCCUGCGUCAUUUGGUGAUGUGUACGCGGCUCCCAAUGGAUACGGAACGGGAUUUGAAGGUGGAGGAGACAAUGUGCGGUUAGAAACCGGUUAUGUCUCUGUAUCCAAUGGAUUUGGCCAAGCAGACGUUCCUAUCUUUGCUUUGAACUAUGUCCAGUUUCAACUACCAGCACCGCUCGUUGAUAUGGCUGUGUCCAACAACAUUCUUGUCAUGGCCCUUGAAACAUUCCGGAUAUUGCGUAUCGACCUUGAUCAUUCACUCGAAGUGGAAGAGAUUGAAAUUACACGUAAAGCGAGUGAUGGCAAGAUAUCCAAAGUGUUCUUUGAUCCUACUGGCCGUCAUUUGAUCAUCACUACCGAUCAUGGUGAGAACUUUUACUUGUAUGAAAAAUGGAGACGUACCAAGCAAUUAUCCAAGCUCAAGGGCGUCACCAUUUCAUCCGUGGCAUGGAACAAACAAGCUACAUUGACAGAUCCAUCUACACGUGAAAUCCUUAUUGGCACCACCAAUGGUCUUAUUUAUGAAACAUGCCUUGAACCUACCGAUGAAUUCUUUCGAAGGGAGGAAAAGUAUUUCAAGCAAAUCUAUUCCAUGCACGAGUCCACCAUGCCCAUCACUGGAUUAUACUUUGAGCAAUUCCCUGUCAACAAUCGAAAGUAUUUCGCCAUGGCUACCACGCCCACUCGCAUUUACCAGUUUGUCGGCUAUGUCGGCCCAUCCACCAACAGUAAUGGAUCAAGAUCUUCUCCUGGAUUUGGCGAAAGUGAAGAUAAUCGUGCCGCUGAAAAGGCCCUGUUCGAAGCCAUGUUCUCCAACUAUGAUGUGAAUCCUGGUUUUCAGGAACUACCAGGAGAAUUGCCCUACAGCGAAUUACACUUUUUCAGUCGAUUUCACGAAUUACAACAGCAAGGUGUUGCACAAACAUUUGCAUGGCUGACAGGCCCUGGUAUAUAUCAUGGAGAUUUGGUCUUUGGAUCACAAGGCGUUGGUGAUAGCGUCAUUGAUAACGUCCAGCUGCUUCAGUAUCCUGCAACACCUUCUGAAGAUGAGACGGGCAAACUUGUGACAGAGAUUCCUAUUUCAGUCGCCUUGACCGAAUUCCAUUUUAUCCUUCUAUACAAGGAUCGAGUACGUGCCGUAUGCCAGCUCAAUGAUCAAAUUGUGUACGAAGAACAUAUACCCAUUAACGACGGCGAGAUCAUGCUUGGUAUGGCAGUCGAUGACAUUAAGCGCACAUUUUGGAUCUACACGACACAAACCAUAUACGAGCUCAGCAUUGAAAACGAGGAAAGGGAUGUAUGGAAGCUCUAUUUGGAGAAGGGCCAAUACGAUACGGCAUUGCAAUAUUGCAAAGAUCCUGGUCAGAAGGAUAAGGUGUAUACGGCCCAAGCACGUGACUAUUUCUCCCUGAGGAGGUAUCAGAUGAGCGCACGCUACUUUGCAGAAAGCACGGUGCCCUUUGAAGAGGUGGCUCUCAAAUUCGUGGAAAAGAAUGAACGUGAUGCUUUGCGGACUUAUCUCAAUAACAAAUUGGAACGAUUCAGGAAAAAGGAUCGUACACAAAAAACGAUCUUGGCGACAUGGCUGGUGGAGCUAUACUUAUCCAAAAUGAAUGAGUUGGAAGAUUUAAUGUCGUCAGUUCAUUGUACAACCACCGCCACCACUAAUGGAGAUGCAACCACUACUACGACUACCACCGCCACUACCAAUGGGACUACCACCACCUCUGCUGCCACUGCAGUACAACACAAUGAUAGCAUGUACUACAAGGAACAACUAGCAGAAAUUCGUGACGAGUUUCAUUUGUUUUUGAAAACGUAUUGCAACAUCCUCCACAAGCCGACUACUUACAAGCUCAUCUCCAGCCAUGGUCGAAACGACGAGUUGUUGGAUUAUGCUGCGUUGAUCGAGGAUUAUGAGCGUGUCAUUAGUCACUGGAUAGUGGAAAAGGAUUGGGAAAAGGCACUCGAGGUGCUUGCCAAGCAGGCCAAUCCUGAUAUCUUUUACAAGUUUUCUCCUGUCUUGAUGGAAAAUGCACCGUAUGAGACUGUCAACGUGUGGAUGCGACAACCCAAUCUCAACCCACGCCAAUUGAUCCCAUCUUUAUUGCGAUACGAUCAUAAGCGGAUAUCCGAUAAAGUUACCCAGAAUCAAGCCAUACGAUACCUCUCCCAUGUCGUCACCACCCUUCGCAAUACGGAUCCCGCUAUCCACAAUCUCCUUCUCACGCUUUAUGCCACCCAACCCACACCGGAUGAAACCGCAUUGCUCACCUUUUUAAAGAAUGAGGGUCGUGAUAUGCACUAUAAUCUCGACUAUGCGCUUCGACUCUGUACGCAAAAUGGCCGAACACAAAGCUGCGUCCAUAUUUAUAGCCAGAUGGGUCUUUAUGAAGAAGCCGUGAACCUUGCGCUCAAGUAUCAUGAUCUCGAACUGGCGCGUAUCAAUGCUGAUAAACCCGAGGAUGAUGAUGCUCUACGCAAAAAGUUAUGGCUCAGCAUUGCAAAACACGUGGUGCAUGAGAACAAUGAUAUCAAGACUGCCAUGGAGUUUUUGCAGCAGAGUGAUCUUCUCAAGAUUGAGGAUAUUUUGCCCUUCUUUCCCGACUUUGUACUCAUUGACGAUUUCAAGGAAGAGAUAUGCAAUGCCUUGGAGGAAUACAAUAUUCAUAUUGAGGAACUUAAGGCUGAGAUGGAUGAAGCAACCAAAAGCUCAGAGAGUAUUCGCCUGGAUAUCCGUGAAUUGAAAAACAGAUUCGCGUUGGUGAAUGCAGUAGAAAAAUGCUAUAUUUGCAGUUUCCCAUUAUUGACACGACAAUUUUACAUCUUCCCUUGUCAACAUGCGUUCCACGCAGAUUGUCUUAUGGAUCAGACCUCUCAAUUCUUAUCCGUUCGCCAAAUCCGCCGAUUACGCUAUAUUCGAGAGCAACUUUCCAAGGAUUUGGGCCGUGGCAAAAAGGGCAAAUCAAACACAGCACGUGGAGAAGUUAUCUCAGCCCAUGAAGCAGCUGCAUCCAUGACUGAAGUUCAUGGCGAUCCAAGGAGUACAAUGACACAAAGCGAAUUGCUAAGGGAAGAAUUGGAUGAAAUUGUAGCUGGUGAAUGUGCUCUAUGUGGCGAUAUCAUGAUUCGAUCCAUUGAUCAACCUUUUAUUGGCGAUGAUGAGACAGAAGAAGUAGCUUCAUGGGCCGUUUAA
Messenger RNA from Lichtheimia ornata, 3249 nucleotides. RefSeq lists its product as uncharacterized. Gene Ontology annotation, biological process: intracellular protein transport; organelle fusion; vesicle-mediated transport. The coding region runs from base 1 to 3249 and encodes 1082 amino acids. The transcript is spliced from 16 exons. Gene Ontology annotation, cellular component: HOPS complex; endosome. NCBI's taxonomy places the organism in Eukaryota, Fungi, Mucoromycota, Mucoromycetes, Mucorales, Lichtheimiaceae. Gene Ontology annotation, molecular function: protein binding; protein-macromolecule adaptor activity. The record is from RefSeq and is a predicted model, not a curated record.